Molecule: messenger RNA, 2397 nt
Organism: Podarcis lilfordi (Lilford's wall lizard)
Lineage: Eukaryota; Metazoa; Chordata; Lepidosauria; Squamata; Lacertidae
Source: the annotation of a GenBank genome assembly
GAGCUGGAGCAGCUCUGCCGGGCUUCACACCACUGCAGGGAGAGGGAAGAAUCAGCAGGCAAGAAGAAAGGGGUGUACUCUGCACAUACCCACCGCUUUGCCUUGGACAUGCUUAGUAUCAAGUGGAAGCCAAGGGAUUGAGGCCAUCUGUGGACUGUUCUCUGAGGGAACUGGGCAUCUUCUAGAUCUGCUGCCUGGAGGCACUAGAUUUACCUAUUUGCCCUGAACUGCGCUGAAAUCCACUAUAGUGUUCCAUGGGACAUCACACUUUGAGAUCUACCAUGCCUCACUGGAACUUGUCGUUUUGCUUUAGUGUCUGAUGUGCUGCGCCAGGAUCUGUUGGGCCUUCCCACUGCUGUGCUGUUGAGCCCCAAAAGGUAGGAUGGUGCCAGGUGAGAGGAAGGCUGCUGGGCCCGUCCUUUUCUGGACCUGUGACCAUGAAACAGAGCCUUGUGAGUAGGCCCGGGUGAGACUUGGGAGCCUGUGAACCUUGCACAGGUAGCUUUGGGCACCUCCAUGGCCUGGUCUGGGGAUGCAUGGUAUGGAGCCACAGCAAAAUGGAUCUGGCAAUCAGAGUGACCAGGCACCCGCUGAGCUCCCGCACUCGCCUCUUGGCAUGGCACUCAUCCUGGUGGCCGUGCUGGUCAUGGCACUUGUGACCCUACUGGGGAAUGUGUUGGUAGUGCUGGCUGUGUACACCAGCCGGGCCCUUCGGGCCCCGCAGAACCUCUUCCUGGUGUCUCUGGCUGUGGCAGACAUCCUGGUGGCCACCCUUGUCAUCCCCUUUUCCUUGGCCAAUGAGGUCAUGGGCUACUGGUGCUUUGGCGGCUUUUGGUGCAGCCUCUACCUGUCGCUGGACGUUCUCUUCUGCACCGCCUCCAUCAUGCACCUCUGCGCCAUCAGCCUGGAUCGGUACUGGGCCGUCACCCGCGCUGCCCGGUACAACCUCAAAAGGAGUCCCCGGAGGGUCAAGUGCAUGAUUGGGGCUGUCUGGGCCAUUUCUGCCUUGGUGUCCUUGCCACCGCUUUUCAAGUCAACACACCAGGACCAGCUGUGCUUGCUGCACGACGACACCUGGUACGUGCUGGCCUCUUGCACUGCCUCCUUCUAUGCCCCCUGCCUCAUCAUGGUUGCUGUCUACUGCCGGAUCUACCACGUGGCCAGGCACAGGAACUCGGUGGUCAUUGCUGCGAGACGUGUCUCCUACCCCAACCUUAUCACUGCAGCCAAGUGCGACGCCCGCAGAGUGAGCACUCAGCACCCUGGGGAAGCGCAGAAUGCAGGCUUGGAGCACGGCCAGCUUCCCCACCCCCAGCCUAGCUUGCCCAGGCUCUCUCGGCAGUGGAGGGCAGAAGAGAUUGGCAACAGUGCCAGGUCACAGAGGACCCCCAGGCUUUCCUGGUCAGUUCCCUCUAGCCGGCAGCAGCGCAGGAGCAGGGACAUGUCCGUCUCCACCAACCGGCUGGUGCAGGCAAGAGAACGCCGGUUCACCUUUGUCCUGGCUUUCAUCAUUGGGGCUUUCGUGCUCUGCUGGUUCCCGUUCUUCUUCACGUACAGCCUCGAGUCCGUGCUCGGGGAAGGCUGCUGCAUCUCCAAGCCUCUCUUCAAGUUCUUCUUCUGGAUUGGCUACUGCAACAGCAGCUUCAACCCCAUCAUCUACACCGUCUUCAACCGGGAUUUCCGGAGGGCCUUCCAGCAACUUCUCUCCCGUGCCGACCCACUUACAUGCAGGAAGUGAGGACUCUUCUGCUAGAGGGCUGUUUGGGGAGGUGGAGAGAGGUGUUGGCGUGCAGGCUGGGGUUCUGGGGCCUGUGUACGAAACAUCAUCCUGAGGCAACAGGUUGAGGCUGAUGAGCGGGAUAAUAUCGCUGCUGGUUUUGUGCUGAAAAAGCUCCUGUUAAAGUGGUAAAUCUGUGGCAUGAGUGGCACAGGCAGCCAGACAUUUGUGACAUGAAGGGCUGGUGGGCCUGGUUAUGGCACAGAGAGUCAGGCUUACACAUGCCCUGCCUACCUCUCCUGUACUGUGCUGCUAGCCUGCUUACCAGUCCAAUAGGCCAGAGGCCAAGCACUGGUGCAUUGAGGGACAGGAGUAGACUGCUUAUGGGGCAGUGGAGUAGUGGUAACUUCUGAAGUGCAGGUGUGCUGUUCCUGGCAACCCCUCACAGCCAUGCACAACACUGUAUAACAGAAAUUAAUUUUUGGCCAAGGCUGACAUUUUGGCCUCAGUACCUCGCCAGCUUCUUCAACCUCUCCAUCUGCUCCUUCAUUUAAGAUAUCCAGUCUGAUGAAGGGUCCUAGUGGACUCAAGAGCUUGCUUAUCAUCUUGUGACAUUUGGUUUGUUAUUUAAAAAAGGGACUUCGACUUUUUUCAAAAAUAAAAGUGUUGGCUUAACUCUU